GGCUUCACAUCCGGGUCAUCCAGCAGGAUCUGUCUCUUGCGUCUGUGUCUUGACAGCGAAAACGUUUCUUCCCGCCGCGCUGUACCGCAGCUCUCUGCCCGACCGCGCGGCUCGCAGAGCGGACACUGCGCCUGGCGUGGGCCGGUGAUGAUGGAGCCAGGAGCGCCGUGAAGCUCGGCAGGGAUGAAGACGGUAGGAGGAGGCUUCUUUAUGGGCUAGCCCGCGGUGAAUAACUCACCUCCCUCCCCUCCUCCCAAAAAAAUAAAAAAAUUUAAAAAAAAACGAUGUCGAAGAGCCUCAAGAAGAAGAACCACUGGACCAACAAAGUCCACGAAGCGGUGAUAACCCGGGGGAAGGACGGGGAGCUGGGCUUCGAGCUGAAGGGGGGCGCUGAGAACGGCCAGUUCCCCUACUUCGGCGAGGUGAAGCAGGGGAAGGGGCUGAUCCAGAGCGGAAAGCUGGCCCAGGAUGAGCUGCUGCUGGAGGUCAACGACAUGCCGGUGGCCGGGCUCACCACCCGGGACGUGCUGGCCGUCAUUAAACACUGCAAAGACCCGGUCCGCUUCAAAUGUGUCAAACAAGGUACCACCAGGCAGCCGAAGGAGGGGGAGGUGCCUGGGGUGGACUACAAUUUCGUGAGCGUGGAGCGUUUUAUGGAACUGGAGCAAAGUGGAGCCCUGUUAGAGAGCGGAACCUAUGAAGAUAACUUCUACGGCACGCCAAAACCUCCAGCGGAGCCGUCCCCGGCAGCCCCUCCUCUGAAUGUGAGUGAGGCCCUGCUGCCCGGAGCCCGGCCCAGCGCCCAGGGCAAGAGAAAGAGGAACCAGUCGGUCAGCAACAUGGAGCAGCGCGCCAGCAUGGAGCCCCCCGAGGAGGAGGAGGAGGAGAGCCCCGUCGUCAACGGCAAUGGGGUGGCUAUCACGCCAGAGUUGAGUGAACACGAGGACAAGAGCACAGACGCCUCUGGGGAGGUUGCGGUUGAAGGGUCCAUCCAGGCCGCAGCAUCGUCUGAGCCCGCUACAGAAGGGGAGGAGGCCCCCAAAUCUCCCUCCAAAUCGCCCUCCAAGGCCCCAGAUGUAGACGAGGAGGAGCUGGGUCCUCUGCCGGACAACUGGGAGAUGGCGUACACCGAGAAGGGAGAAGUUUAUUUUAUAGAUCACAACACCAAAACUACAUCGUGGCUCGAUCCGCGGCUCGCAAAGAAGGCCAAACCGCCGGAGGAGUGCAGGGAAGACGAGCUGCCCUACGGCUGGGAGAAGAUAGACGACCCCAUCUACGGCAGCUACUACGUAGACCACAUCAAUCGAAGGACUCAGUUUGAGAAUCCGGUUCUGGAAGCCAAGAGGCGCCUGGAGCAGCAGAGACAGAUGCAGAGCCAGGGMCUCUCUGCUCUACCUUUACCCACGAUAUACAGAGAAAAGCCCUUGUUUACGAGGGAUCCGACCCAGCUGAAGGGCACCUUCCUGUCGACAGCCCUGCAGAAGAGCAACAUGGGAUUCGGCUUCACCAUUAUUGGAGGCGACGAGCCCGACGAGUUCCUGCAAGUGAAGAGCGUUAUCCCAGACGGGCCCGCCGCUCAGGACGGAAAAAUGGACACGGGGGACGUCAUCGUCUACAUCAACGACAUCUGCGUGCUGGGCACCACGCACGCCGACGUGGUCAAGCUGUUCCAGUCCGUGCCCAUCGGCCAGAGCGUGACCCUGGUGCUCUGCCGAGGAUACCCGCUGCCCUUCGACCCCGAGGACCCGAGCGCAGCGGCGAGCUCCUCCCUCACGCCCAUWGGCCUGGAGCACCGCCCGCUGGUGGUGAACGGCCGCGGCGGCUACGACCCGUACCUGGAGUACCUGUCGCUGAGCUCCCAGCUCCCCCCUCAGGCCCUGGCCCAGGCCGGAGCCUCUCAUCCUGGAGACACGCACCUGGACGGCUCCUCGCUGCCGCCCACCACACCCGGCUCGGCCUCGGCGCUCACGCCUCGAGACGACAACGUUUCCAUGGCCUCCUCUGGGACGGUGGGUGUUGCCGGGGCAACAGCAUCAGGGGCGGACCUACUGACUGUUACCAUGGUGAAAGGAGCAGAGGGAUUUGGGUUYACCAUUGCAGACAGUCCGACUGGUCAGCGAGUUAAACAGCUGUUAGAUCCAGGCUCCCAGGGAGCAUCAGGYCUGAUCGAAGGAGACCUGAUCCUGGAGGUGAACCAGCAGCCCGUAGCUGCAGCGGGACACGGACGAGUGGUGGAGCUGCUCAAAGAGUGUCCUGUGGGAGCAGAGGCCACACUCCUCAUACAGAGAGGAGGAACAGGACACAUCUCUCCAUGGAAGGCUUCAAAACAGUGGGACCCACAAGGCAGCCCUCAGACGAACCCAUCAGGACCCAUCUUACCGCCCGGCACGCCUUUCCCAAACCAGCCACAACACCGCACGUCUGUGCCCGACUCCACCGAGGGCUUCGACCUGAACAAGCCCGACCCGUACGACCUGUACGAGAAGUCCAGGGCCAUCUACGAGAGCAGGCGUCCUGAGUAUGAGGAGGUGGAGGUGCACCUGCUGAGGGAGAAGACGGGCUUCGGCUUCCGCAUCCUGGGGGGAGACGAGGCGGUGCAGGCUGUGAGUCCGGACGCCCGUGACAAGAUUGUUAUUGGUGCUAUAAUAGAGAACACUCCCGCUGAGCGCGACGGGCGCCUUCGACCCGGAGACGAGCUGAUUUCGGUGGAUAAAAACGUGGUUGCUGGGAAACCGCACAAAUACGUCAUCGACUUGAUGCACGCCGCCGCUCGCAACGGUCAAGUCAGCUUGACUGUGAGACGGAGAGUGCAAAUGCCUGGUGAGCCCUGUCCGGUAAACGGCCGCAGCCCCGGCUCGGUGUCCACGCAGCACAGCUCUCCACGGAGCGACGCCGCCUCAGCACCGGCCGCCGCCGCGCCGCCCCCGCCCACCGCCGUCCACGUUGUGGCCUCCCUGACGGAAGGGUCCGCCGUGCAAACCAGCGACGUGGUCAUCAACCGCAAGGAGAACGAAGGCUUCGGCUUCGUCAUCAUCAGCUCCCUGAACAGGCCGGAGAACGCCGCGGUCAUCACUGUGCCCCAUAAAAUUGGACGCAUCAUUGAAGGGAGCCCCGCAGACAGGUGUGGGAAGCUGAAGGUCGGGGACCGGAUCCUGGCUGUGAAYGGACAGUCAAUCAUCAGUAUGCCACAUGCUGACAUCGUCAAACUCAUUAAAGAYGCCGGAUUAACGGUCACGCUCCACAUCAUCCCAGAGGAAGGCUCCCAGUCUGGACCCAACUCAGAGAAACAGAGCCCCAUGACCCAGAAACACAGCCCCCAGACCCAGCCCAGUCCUGUAGCCCAGCCGAGCCAAGGAGGCGCCCAGCCGGGCCAAACGGCCAUUCAGACGCCGGUCCAGCCCGGCCCGACACCAGCUCAGACGAACCAAAUCGUGACUGGACCUCCAGCACCAGCAGCCUCGCAGCCCGCACCGGCUGGAACCCAGCAGAGCCCCAUCACCCAGACUCCUGGCCUCCCCCCGCAGCUCUACCUCCACGACGGCAGGUCAGAGGUAAAAGCACGGCAGGACGUCAAACCCGACUUCCGUCAUCCUCCAUUCACUGAUUAUCGUCAGCCUCCUGUCGACUACCGUCACCCACCGGUGACCGAUUACCGCCAGCCCCCCACACUGGACUACAGACAYCCUCCUGGCCUGCUGGACUUCAGGCAGCACCCCGCAGCUGCACAGUUUCCUCUGGGGAUCCCGGCUGACUUCAGACCACAAGACUAUGAUUACUUCACGGUGGAGCUGGAGAAAAGCUCGAAGGGCUUUGGGUUUAGUAUCCGCGGGGGCAGAGAGUACAGCAUGGACCUGUUUGUGCUGCGCCUCGCAGAGGACGGUCCUGCCAUACGAAACGGAAGGAUGAGGGUGGGCGAUCAGAUCAUAGAGAUUAACGGGGACAGCACUCGGGACAUGACUCACGCUCGCGCCAUCGAGCUCAUCAAGGCCGGCGGCCGGCGGGUCAGGCUGCUGCUGAAAAGAGGCACGGGACAGGUGCCGGAAUAUGACUGUGCCGGCCCCUGGGAUUCCCUUUCUACAGCCCACUCUGCCCUGCAGGAAGUGACCGUGGAACCCCAUCUGAGUCCGUUGCUCUCAUCUCAUCCAGCUUCAGCCCCAGGAUCCCCUCAUCGACUCCACCUAGAGGCCAAAGUGUGCACGGCAGACAAAGCUCCAGCGCCGACGGACCACGGCUCGGUCAGGAGGGCUGCAGGUGGCAGGUCCACCGAGCAGAAAUGCGUCGUAAGGGGACAGGGGGCCCCUCAGAGGUCCGGAGAGGCGAGUCGCGGUGAAAACCAGCUCCGGGCUUUGCCUCCCAAAGCUGCUGCUGCUGCUGCGGGGAGGCCCAACGAGAGGAGGGAGAUCUGCUCCCCCUGCUGCGAGAGGAAGGGCCGGCAGACCAUGAGCUCCGCUUCGCCCUUCCUGACCGUGAACCUGAACGGAGGCGGGGACGGACCCCCGAGCCUCCAGGAGAGGCUGAAGAACAGCGGCCACGCUGGGCUUCGAUGCCCCCCGAAGGCGACAGAAGACCCUCCGGCGAGGAGCGCAGCCGUCUCCCCAGGACCCUGGAACAUCCCCGGCUCUGACAAACUGCCCGGCACCUUCCGGUCCUGGACCUCUACGGUGAGCAGGUAGAAAGGAUCCGACUGGUUUGGGCCCAACAGCAUCUCUCCUGGCCUCUCUGUCCUGUUUUUUCAUCUCGUCUCAUUUAUAGAGGAUUAUUUCACCCACCACCUUAACGAGCAGAGACACUUUUCAAAACCUGAUGAAGACCCUCACAUGUGAACGCUGACGUUCUGAUCUGAAGCGUUGCACCUUUAACUCCAGACUCAACGUGGCUCCAGAGAAGAGAUUUACUUUUUAUUGUCAGACGGAGGCAGUGACACUGAAUCGUUACAGCUCAACAUGCGCUACAUGCCUACCAAUAUAUUAAACUGUAAAGAUGUUAAAAAUAUGUACAUUUGAUGAACUUCAGGCAGUGUUGUAGUUAGAUACAUUGUACAAAAUUUAAAAAAAUAACAGCCGAGGACAGGAUUUGAUUUUUUUUUAAAGCAUUCCUGUUUCCACAGCCUCCUCCAUAACAUAUCAAAGACUUUCACCAAACCUGGAGGGAGGCGGAGCUUGUGCGCAUGGAAACGACGCACGUCAUUUCGUCUGAGCGAACACGUCCCCCGCCCAUCAUUUUAAACGACCGACCAGUCGGCUUUAGUAAGAACUCAUGCAGCGCGAGUCGUGUUUUUGUUUAACUCUGAACAGGAAACCUUUGUCCAGUCUCUGAUUUCUAUGCCUUUUUACUGUGCUAAGUGUACCACAUCACUGUGGGAGAGGGGCCGAGGUGGUCGAUGGUUCUGAGCUGAGGCGGAGUGCCUUACUCACACUAACGCAGAGCUGUUCAAUCGGUUUUUAGGGGAACUCGGGUGGAUCACGCACACGUCAGCCAACCGCUGAGCUGUGGCGUUUUUUUUUUAAGCAGUAUGUAAAAAUCUUGAUGCACUCUUUAAGCUGUAAAAGCUCCAUCCCCGAGAGUGUUUUUUUUUUUUUUUGAGGGGAGAAAAUGUAGCCUGUAGCAUCACGUUGCUCUGUUUGUCAGGACCAGGUUUUGAACCGGAGCGGAGCACGGUUUGUGUAUUUUACUUUUUAUCUGUUUUGCCAGCAUCCAGAACGUCUGAACCCAAGGUUUGAAAAGAUUUGAGGAAUAGGAACAUUUCUAUUAGGACCAUUCAGCAUCCACCAGAGCUUUUUUUUAUUAUUAUUAUUGUUGUUUUUGUUAUUUUUGAGGACUUGAAGCACCUGCAUCCCGGGACACUAAGAGGGUCUCCAAACUUCACCAGGACUGACUAGUAUUUGCAGUAAAAACACGGUCGGGAGGAUUUCUGAGACCAAACUGUGGUUUGUGGUGAAAGCUGAGUUAGCGAGGACAACGUUGUCAUUAGGCAGUAGAAAUGUGUUUACUGUAGACAAAUAUCAGMGUUUAGAAAAGCGGGCCUCUGUCCCCCCCCACUUGUCUGCUCUGACUGGUUUUAUACAAAAGGAAAAAAACAAACUGCUCUGAACUCAUGAAGGAUGGCACGUUCAUACCCCCCCCCCCCCCCCCAUUGAGAUCCAGUAUAAUUGUGUAGUGUUAAUUGUGUAAUAUUCACCUUGUACAGCUGUAUUCCUACAAAUAUGGUUUACUGUAUCAUUGAUACUGUAGUUUCAAAGACGUGAACAACUAUUUUUAUGAAAUGCGACAGUACUGAUAUAUUACAUUUUGCUAAAAAAACUUACAAAAAACUUGUUUACUGAAAGAUACUCUGAAAUACUGUCAAAUAAACUCUUGACAUGGUGUAAAAAUA
Molecule: messenger RNA, 6373 nt
Organism: Austrofundulus limnaeus
Lineage: Eukaryota; Metazoa; Chordata; Actinopteri; Cyprinodontiformes; Rivulidae
Product: membrane-associated guanylate kinase, WW and PDZ domain-containing protein 2
Biological process (GO): signal transduction; receptor clustering
Cellular component (GO): cytoplasm; dendrite; cell-cell junction
Molecular function (GO): signaling receptor complex adaptor activity; type II activin receptor binding; beta-1 adrenergic receptor binding
Source: RefSeq, a predicted model, not a curated record